This is a messenger RNA of Dermacentor silvarum, 4265 nucleotides long. RefSeq names its product E3 ubiquitin-protein ligase Ubr3-like. Bases 72 to 3890 code for a protein of 1272 amino acids. Gene Ontology annotation, cellular component: cytoplasm; ubiquitin ligase complex. Gene Ontology annotation, biological process: protein ubiquitination; ubiquitin-dependent protein catabolic process via the N-end rule pathway. NCBI's taxonomy places the organism in Eukaryota, Metazoa, Arthropoda, Arachnida, Ixodida, Ixodidae. The record is from RefSeq and is a predicted model, not a curated record. Gene Ontology annotation, molecular function: ubiquitin protein ligase activity. The transcript has 23 exons.
UCGUCUACUGCACCCAGGUGGCGCUGUACAAACAACCAAACUUUGAGGCCGGCGGCAACUUGCUGCAGGGAAUGUAUGUGCCUCGAGGUUCAGUGUGGGAACAGGAGUAUGAUCCCGUGCACGUCCAGCUGCGUGCUGUGCAUCGCAAGGAUUAUCAGGCAUCCAUGGACCGAUACACGCACUUCAUGCGUCAGUCUGGUCGGCUCAAGGGAAGUGCCACGCCCUGGCCCCCAUACCGAGUGCCGCGCACAGUGCACCCAGAGCUGGUGGACCCUCGCAAGCUGCUGCAGUGCAAGACUAUGCAGGCUGCUCUGUUCGUCAUCUUGUUCAAGGCCCUGAAAGACCCUGAGGUUCCGGAGCAGGUACUGGCUCUCACUGUCUACCUGCUGGAGAUGGCCCUGCAGUUCCACCCUCAUUCCGUCUCUCAGAAGGACGAGCUAACGUCGGUGGACGAGGUGACGGACCUGUCGCUGUCGGAGUGGUUUCCGGAGACAUGCGUGGUGCAGAAUGCGCUGUGUACCAUUAAGACGGUGAUGCUGCCGGAUGGCAUGGCUCUUGCUCCGUCGGGUGUUGAUGACAUGGAGGUCGACCCGGAUCCUGACGAAUUUCUCGAGGAGGCCGAGGAUGCCCUUGCCUACCUUUUCCCAUCGGCCAGUGGCAGCUUUCCAGAGCUGACAGCCGGCACAGAGGCAAAUGAAGCAGGCAGCACCACUGCACCUCGGCUACCCCCGUCUGGCCAGCCACUGGCUCUUCCCCCUUCCUCGCCGACCCCAGAAACUGGUGCGCUGGUUCCGGUUAACCCUGAAGCUGGCACCAUGGUGCCAGCCUUCUACAGUUCUCCACCGCCGUCCUUUUACGCCCAACCUCUGGCUGGUCCAUCGCACCCUUCCACGCCAGCCCUGCCUGCACCGAAUGGUACUGCAGAGUCGACCACAAACACCGCCCUGGUACCUGCUGCCAGUGCAGCUGCAAGGGCAUCUGCUGACCAGGCUGCUGCUACUCAUUCCGGGGCUCUCGUGCCUUCCACAACCACCCUGGUUCCCACUACGUCUGGAGCAGCGGGCGUUGUGCCAAGCGAUGCACUCGUGCGGCAUGGUGCUGCUGGUAUGUCCCAGCGUAGUUUAGCUGGCCCCGGUGGGGCCCUAAUUCCGUCGAGGUUGCCAACAGCACUGUGGGGGCGUGCACGCCCUCUACCCUCCUCCGAAGGGGGCGCCACUGGUGCGGCUACGAGCAGUUCCGUAGGUGCGCUCGUGCCACUGGGGCGAGGCCUAGCUCAGCUAAGCCGGCGCCUGCGGUCUCACGGCCUCCGGUCGAGGGCGGGCGGCGGCGGUGUAAACAGCGGCAGCAGCGCUAACCACCCUCAACUGCCCACCUGCAAGCCUCGACAUGAGCUGGAGAGCAGCACCGCAUUUAAGGCCCUUCCUCCAACAGAUGCACCACGGCCAGUGGCUGAGAUAGACGAAAGCCUGAUAUCCCUGCUUCUCAAACUGCACUCGAAGUUGUCGGGCCGGCCGGACUCAUACCGGCUGCCGGACAAGGACCAAGGUGGCCCCACACCCGAGGAGCAGGAGAGGGACCGGGUUGGGGCGGGACCCCACUUCCUGAGCCUUUUGCUCGACAAACUGGUGCGGCUGACGCGCACCGCUGGCCAGGAGUCGCCCAUUGAAGAGGUGCGGCAGCGCAUCUGGCCGCCCCAGUCAAGUGAUGGUGAGGGAAGCUCGGCCACUCCAAGCACAUCGGCUGCAGCGCGGGAGGCCAGUGAUCGCGAGGAGCGGAGGCGUCGAGCCAAGGAGCGCCAAAUGAAGCUCAUGGCGGAGUUCGCCAACCGACAAAAGUCUUUCCUCAAGAAGGCCAUGGAGAUUGAAACUGAGGAGUUGGACAUGACGGAGCAGCUGUCCGAGCCAGAACCAAUGGUGUCAGUGGCCAAGGAGUACGAGUGUGUCAUCUGCAGCCAGACGUCGCCUUCCACGGUGGCCCGGCCUGUUGGCAUGGUGGUGCUUCUGCAGGCUACCAGCGUGAUGGGUCAUGCGAGGGAAGAGGAGGAGGCUGACCGCAAGCUGCCCUGCUCGGACGAGGAACGCCUGCCGCUGCUUCGAGACGCCAGUCGAUCGGCCUACAUGAAGCAGCGCUUUGAGACCCUCACCAUGCACUUUGAUGACUUCCCGCUGGCACAAUCGGUCAACAUAGGCUGGGAGGGUGGGGUACAUGUGCAGACGUGCGGUCAUUACCUGCAUCUGGACUGCCACAAGUCCUACAUGCUGUCCCAAAGGAGCCAACAAAGCCAGCGGUUGCAGACUGUGGCGGUUGAGCGGGGAGAGUACUGGUGCCCACUGUGCAGACAGCUGGCGAACUCUGUCCUGCCCCUGCACCCCGAGGAACCCAGGGGCACACUGGUGCGCAGGGGCUUGACACCAAACGCUCAACUGGUGCAAGACCUGUCCGCGAUGCUUGCACACAAGCCUCCAGUUGAGGAGCCGUCGAUAAAGGAGAUGCGGCCCUUCAUGGAAGACCUCACCAAUGCCACAUUCAGCCAGUACCGGACCAUCUCUUACUUGCCCAAUUCGCAUAGUCUGGUGUUGUUUCUCUGCUCCAUCGCCAGGACCAACCUGGAGGCGGAGAUAGUGCUAAGGAAGCGAAACCUCUGCCUUCCACAACCACAGCAAGUCAAAAAGCAGUCCUGUUUCUUGCCCUUGUUCCGGGUGCUGGCAUUGCAUGCAGACCGGUGGAUGGAGCGACGCCAAGCCCCCUUUUGGUCACAACUCACCGGCAUGGUGCUCAGUGAGAAUCUUACCAGCCUGACACCCAUGGAAAGGAAGGUACCGGUGUUCGUAUGCGACCCUGCAGCUGUGCUGCUGGAACUGAUGCUGGCCUUGCCUCUGGACCUAGAAAAAGCGUACUACACGUGUCUGGUUCGGUCACUGUAUGCACUCAACUACGUCCAGUCCUUGGUGCAGAUCAGCUGUAAUCUUGGUCACAUGGAACGGACCCAGUUCAAGCAGAAAAGCCUCGGCUCACCAAAUUCCCUGGAAUCUGCAGAUUCUGUGCUCGGCCUGCUGGUCGAGCAACUAGAGCAAGGCAACCUGUACAUUGAUGACGAGGACAUGGACACCCAUGCGCGGCAGAGAGGCCAGGAGCUGACAGGUCACCAGCUGGAGAAGCAAGUGAUGGCCAUGUGCGGACCCUUCCUGCGCAUAGCUGCCCUGCUGCAGUCGCACCUUUUCGAGGAGAAGCUGCCCACAGCCAUGGACCCCGCGGACGAGCUGGGCAUGCUGUGCCAGUUUCUGGGACUCGGCCGUGAGGGCCAGCCUCCCCAGUUGGCUGCAGCAGGUGUCUCGUGGGUCACCGAGAGUCCCCAGGUUCUCCUGCGCUCCUGGUGCCGCGAGUUCAACCAAUUUGCUGGCGGGGUCCCAGUUGCUGCUAGGGGCCUGAUGUCAGUGAGGUGGAACUGGGCCCAGCCGCGGCUCCUGUCUCUGCCGGGCCGCUAUGACGAGCUCUUCCAGUACUACCACAGCCGGGCGUGCAGCAACUGCCACAGCGUGCCUAAGGACCCGUCUGUGUGCCUCGUGUGCGGCACGCUGGUUUGUCUGCGUGAGAGCUGCUGUCGCCAGCAAGCGCACUUUGAGGCUGUGCACCACUCCAUUAACUGUGGCGCGGGCACAGCCAUCUACUUGGCGGUGAAUUCGUCGACAGUGAUUGUGAUACGAGGCAAGCGGGCCUGCCUCUGGGGCUCAGUCUACCUCGACAGCUUUGGUGAAGAGGACAGAGACCUCAAGCGAGGGAAGCCACUCUACUUGAGCGUGGAGCGGUUCCAGCUGCUGCAGCAACAGUGGACAACACACGCCUUCGACCACACCUCAAGACGCUGGGUGUGGCACAAGGACAACCUGUGAUGCACCCCUGGCCCUCCUUCCCUUGGCCUCACCUACUGCACCUGCGUCUGGCCGCGUCCCAGGACGCUGUUGGCCACAACCCUGUGGUGCCGUUGUUCCCCUAGGCUUGUUUCACAGAUGCCUGGACACUGCGAGGACUGCAGCCGUCACUUCUAUCUGCCUUUUUCCUCACCGCACUAUACAUAUGUACAGGCGAAGUUCUGCCGCUGCUGCGGGGAAUGGCGCGUAGGAUUUUCUUCCUUUUUUUUUCUUCUGUGAGAUGCAGCUGUCAAGUAGCACAGCAGCCAGGCUGAAAGAAUACAGUAUAAUACUAGUUUAGGAAGUUGCAAAGAAAAAAAAUUGCUGCUUGUUUGCAUUAAAAGAAGAGAGUUGAGA